Protobothrops mucrosquamatus (brown spotted pit viper) is the source of this 1682-nucleotide messenger RNA. RefSeq names its product tumor associated calcium signal transducer 2 (gene TACSTD2). Gene Ontology annotation, cellular component: membrane. The coding region runs from base 138 to 1064 and encodes 308 amino acids. The record is from RefSeq and is a predicted model, not a curated record. The transcript has a single exon. NCBI's taxonomy places the organism in Eukaryota, Metazoa, Chordata, Lepidosauria, Squamata, Viperidae.
UUUCAAAGGGAGGAAGCAAGAGGUGCAGUCAGUCACACAGAAACUGGGAGGCUCUUGCUGUGGAUGGAUCUUGUCUUUAGGCUGCUGUAUUCACCUGCUCUUUUCUAAAGCCAACUUCUGCUCAUCCUCUCCAACCUAUGGAGUCUACUUUCAGAAUUGUAUUGUUGUUGAUGGUCGUGGCUGCAUCAGCAGAAGAGGAUCACUGCACAUGUCCAAACAACAGACGGACACGCUGUGAAAUGGAGCAAGGCAGCUGCAUCUGCAAGGCUUUCGGUUCAAAUCAGAAAGUGGACUGUUUAACUCUAACAUCUAAAUGUCUGCUUAUGAAGGCAGAGAUGAAUGCCCCAGGCAGCAGGGGGUUUCCAAAGCCUGAAACUGGUUUUUUGGACAAUGAUGGACUGUAUGACCCAGACUGUGACAAUAAUGGCAUCUUCAAAGCCAGGCAAUGCAAUCAUACAGAUACUUGUUGGUGUGUGAACAGUGCUGGGGUCAGGAGAACAGAUAAGCAUGAUAAAAACUUAAAGUGCGUUGAACUUGUUAGAACAAGCUGGAUUUUCAUCGAGCUGAAGCACAAAGAACGGGAAUCUCCCUUCUCCCAAUCUGAAGUAGCAAGCAGUCUUCUGCGCCUCAUUCAGAACCGGUACAAGCUUCGUCCAAGCUUCAUCCCAUCUAUUGAAUAUGAUUACCCAUUCAUCAAAAUUGACUUGAAACAGAACACUUCGCAGAAGUCCUACCCAGAUGUGGAUAUUGCAGAUGUAGCCUAUUACUUUGAAAAAGACAUCAAACGUGACUCCCCUUUUGCCUCCUAUAAUAAAUUUAAUAUCACGGUCAACGGAGAACCAUUAGAUAUUGAAGAAGUCCUCAUUUACUACGUGGAUGAAAUCCCCCCCGAAUUCUCAAUGCAAUUCCUGAAAGCUGGCAUUGUGGCAGUGGUCGUGGUGGCUCUCUUGGCCAUUUUAAUUGGGAUUAUUGUGUUUGUGAUUAUGAAGAGAUGGAGGACUGGAAAAUAUAAGAAAGUUGAGGCUAAGGAGAUGGGUGAAAUGCAAAUAAACCGGAUUUCAUAGAUGCUGCAAUUUUGAAAGCAAAAUUAAGAUUUUGACACUGAGGAAAUGAAAAAUAGAUAAGAUUAUCCCGUUGUUUGAAGGGAAGGAGCUAUUAAUUUUUCCUUCUAAAAAUAAUCAAAGAUUAGGGUUAGGGUUAGGAUUAGGGUUAGCUUGCGAAAUAUUCCCUAGUUGCAAAAUGGAAAAUUGAUGAAGUUUGAAGAUAUAUUUGAAGUUUCAGAGGGAAAAAAAAUCCUAAUGUUAUAACCUGUUCCUGAAAUGUUCCAGUUUCAUAGUGUUUUUUUUAAAGAAAACAAUGUUGUUUCAUAGCUACACAGUUAGCUUAAUUUAUCUUAACUCUGUUUCUAUACCUGUUUUAUGUGUAUGUUAAAAUAUUUUUUUCUGUGUUGCUCAAGCACAUAUAUACAUGACUUAUUUCUACGUUUAAGAUUGGCUUUCUGUUUGUUAAAGAUACUACACUUUUAUUUUGUAAGUUUAAUUGGCUGAAAAGAUUUGCUUCUGUUUCGGAUCUAAAACUGUAAGAAUGCUACUUUUGUAAAGUAAUACCAGCAUAGCUUUUCUAAUGGAAUCCAUCUUGUGUAACAGAAUGGUAUCUUGAAAUAAAUUUUCUUAACUUUAAAA